AUGACAACUGAUCCAAGUGGUUACAGCGAUUGGCACGCAAAGUCAAUCAAUGACACUGCCGAUCUAUUAAAUACUUCCACAUCAGACGGCCUGUCUACUCAGGAAGCAAAUGCGCGACACACAAAAUAUGGGUACAACGAAUUAUCAUCUGACGAUGGCCCACAAUGGAUAAAAAUCCUUCUCAGGCAGUUCUUGGACGCUAUGAACUGGAUCUUCAUUGCCCUUGGUGGUGCCUCUUAUGGUCUCAAGGAUUAUGUUACCGGCUCACUCUUGAUGGUCAUUGCCAUUCUCAAUCUCUAUCUAUCAUUCUCACAAGAAUAUGCUGCCGAACAAACCCUUGCUGCCCUUCGCAACCUCUCAUCUCCACAGGCAGACGUUAUUCGUGACGGUAGAGAACAAUCAGUCGCCAGCAGAGAUAUCGUACCUGGUGAUAUACUUUUGGUCAAGGAAGGCGAUUCUAUCGGUGCAGACGCAAGAUUAGUUCAUGUAUCCAAUCUAGAAGUCGACGAGGCCCUCUUAACGGGUGAAUCUAUGCCCGUCCAAAAAGAGCUCAUUGUCCUGUCCAACCCUGAUGAACCAUUGGGUGAUCGUAUCAAUAUGGUCUACAGUUCAACUAUUGUUUCAAAAGGACGUGGAAGAGCCAUAGUCACAGCCACAGGAAUGCACACAGAAAUCGGAAAAGUUGCCGCUAAACUCAAUGAGUCCAACGACGGUGACAGAACACGUCUCCAGAAGAGUAUGGACAAAAUGUACAUCGCCUUGCUUGUCGUGGCCGUCAUCUGUGUUAUCAUUGUGCUCGCAUCAGUUAAAUUCAAAGUAAACUACGACGUUGGCAUGUAUGCAAUGACGGCAGCUUUAUCGGUUUUACCGGCUGGUUUGACAACCGUCAUGACCGUAACACUCGUUCUUGGUGGCAAGGAGAUGGCAGGUCACAAGGCCGUCGUACGGAAACUCAAGGUACUCGAAACUCUAGGUUCAGUCACAAACAUCUUUUCCGACAAGACUGGUACUCUCACAGUCGCAAAGAUGGUCGUUGUUCGUUUCUGGACUCUCAAAGAAGGCUACUUUUAUGUUACGCCCAACGGUCUGGCCCCUGAGGGAGAUGUCUACAGCACUCCUGGUAUCCAAGGCAAAGAAAAUGACGAAAAGGUCAACCAAGGCGAGCUGGUCGAUAAGACUCAGCUGUCUCCUACUAUCGAACGCCUCGUCCAAUGCGCCGCUCUCUGUAACAUGUCGAGUAUCUAUCUUCGCGAGGUCGACAAGGAAGAAAAGUCUUCCCCAAAUCUCGACGAAGUACCAGAAACCGAAGACACCUGGAUUUCAAGCGGUGCUCCAACAGAGGUAGCACUUCAGGUGUUUGCGCACAAGUUCAACAUGGGAAAACCUGUACUUGAACAAGCAGGCUGGGAUCUUAUCUCCGAAUACCAAUUCGACUCCACUAUCAAGCGUAUGUCAACCCUCUGCCAUGACAAACAGACCAACCGAACCGUGGUGUUCACAAAGGGCGCGACCGAACGGAUUCUUCCCCUCUGCCCAGCCUUGUCGGAUGAUGAGCAGACCCAGAUUCUCAAAACCGUGGAUCUCCUGGCUGCCAAGGGGCUUCGUGUCAUGACCCUGGCCUACCGUGAGCUGCCUUUGAACCAAGAAUAUCGCGGAGGGGUUAAUCGAGAUGAUAUCGAACGCGAACUUGUGUUUCUCGGUCUGACCGGUAUUUAUGAUCCCCCCCGUCCCGAGUCUCGCCAGGCUGUCCAAGAGGCCCAUCAGGCCGGGAUCAAGGUUCACAUGUUGACAGGUGACCAUGAAAUCACCGCGACGGCAAUUGCAAAGGAGAUCAACAUUCUCAACGAGACGACCAUGUCAGAAGAAACGAUCCGCCGCCUGGUUAUGACUGGCACUCAAUUUGAUGCCAUGACUGAUGAUCAAAUCGAUGCGCUUGAUGAACUUCCACUGGUGGUUGCGCGCUGUUCGCCCGAGACCAAGGUCAAGAUGAUCGAGGCUUCGGCCAGAAGACACAAUAUCUCGGCCAUGACUGGUGACGGUGUGAAUGACUCGCCUUCGCUUCGUAUUGCCGAUGUUGGAAUUGCAAUGGGCAAGAACGGCAGUGAUGUUGCCAAGCAGGCGUCGGAUAUCAUUCUUACUGACGACAACUUUGCGACCAUUAUCCGUGCCAUUGCCGAGGGAAGACGUAUCUACCAAAACAUGCAGCGUUUCUUGCUCUACUAUUGGAUUGCCCUGGCGUCUCUUGCGCUUGUGAUCCUGGUAUGUCUUGCUGUGCGUGAUCCGGAUGACAAGAGCGCUGCACCAAUGUCUACCAUCGGCAUGCUUUUCCUCUACAUAGCCAUCACACCGCCUGCUGGUGCUCUGAGUACCCAGCCAGCCUCGAAGACCAUUAUGCACCAGCCACCCAGACCACCCAAGGAAAGUCUGUUCAACCGAGAGAUUAUCAUGGACACUAUUGCGUAUGCACUCGUUACUGCCAUAUGCUGCAUCAUCGCCUUUUUUGUUCCGCUAUAUACGGUUGGCAAUGGCGUCGGUGGAGUGAACUGUGAUUCCGAAUACAUCGAGGGUGCCUGCGAUUCAUUCUACCGUGCCCGUGCUUCAAUGCUGGUCACAUUUACAUUCUUCUCGCUUGUGAUUAUGAUCCACUGCCGUAGUUAUCGUGAACCCGAGUGGGACAUGGCCGGUAUCAAGGAAACUCUAAAGUCAAAGACGUUUAUUGGCACGAUGAUUUUCGACAUUGUGUGCCUAGUGAUCUUUUUGUAUAUUCCUGUGGUCGCAAUCAAAGGAUUCAGAAUGAUGGCGAUUACUUGGGAAUGGGGACUUGACAUGGGUUUGACAUUGUUCUUUAUCGUUUUUGGUGAGGCCUUUAAGAUGUUCAAGCGGCGUUGUCUAAAGCCAAUGGUGACACGAUCUGUGGAGGUUGUAUAA
Messenger RNA from Phycomyces blakesleeanus NRRL 1555(-), 2928 nucleotides. RefSeq lists its product as hypothetical. Gene Ontology annotation, biological process: intracellular calcium ion homeostasis; calcium ion transmembrane transport. Gene Ontology annotation, molecular function: ATP hydrolysis activity; P-type calcium transporter activity; ATP binding. Gene Ontology annotation, cellular component: plasma membrane. The transcript is spliced from 2 exons. The record is from RefSeq and is a predicted model, not a curated record. The coding region runs from base 1 to 2928 and encodes 975 amino acids. Lineage: Eukaryota; Fungi; Mucoromycota; Mucoromycetes; Mucorales; Phycomycetaceae.